AUGAGUGCUCCCAGUGGAACGGUGGCGUCCUCCAUCAAGCAGCGUCAGUUGAGCCAUCUCAACUCGCAGAUGGCCCAGCUCCACGCUAAUCUCUCCGAUUUCAACGAGCUCAUCCACACAACUUGCACUCAGUACCAGUCGAUCGAGAAUUUAGGCAAGCUCCAUGCUGCCAUGUUCAUGGCAAGCCAUGCGGUGUUUGAAAACGACAACUUCAGCGGGCAAGAAACGCAGGACGAGUGA
Messenger RNA from Suhomyces tanzawaensis NRRL Y-17324, 240 nucleotides. It is a transcript of the gene HSK3, whose product is annotated as Hsk3p. Bases 1 to 240 code for a protein of 79 amino acids. NCBI's taxonomy places the organism in Eukaryota, Fungi, Ascomycota, Pichiomycetes, Serinales, Debaryomycetaceae. Gene Ontology annotation, cellular component: DASH complex. The transcript has a single exon. The record is from RefSeq and is a predicted model, not a curated record. Gene Ontology annotation, biological process: attachment of spindle microtubules to kinetochore.